GUUGAGGGCGGGGAGCGCGGGGGCGGCGCCGGGGCCGCAGCGCCUCUGUCCGCUCGUCGGUGCCGCUCAGCAGCCUGCACGGCGGGCCGCGCCGCUCCAUGGCGACCCACAGCCCCUGCAUCGUGAUUGGCGAUGAUGAACAAGGUUACGACCUGGACUUGUUCUGCAUCCCGAAACAUUAUGCAGAUGAUCUGGAGAAAGUCUAUAUUCCUCACGGGCUCAUCAUGGACAGGACAGAGAGACUGGCACGUGAAAUCAUGAAGGGCAUGGGAGGACACCACAUUGUAGCCCUCUGUGUGCUCAAGGGCGGCUAUAAAUUUUUUGCUGAUUUGUUGGACUACAUCAAAGCACUGAACAGAAACAGUGACAAAUCAAUCCCCAUGACUGUGGACUUCAUUAGGUUGAAGAGUUACUGUAACGAUCAAUCAACUGGAGAUAUAAAAGUCAUUGGUGGGGAUGACCUCUCAACCUUGACUGGAAAGAAUGUUUUAAUUGUAGAAGAUAUAAUUGAUACUGGGAAAACAAUGAAAACGUUGCUGUCUCUCCUUAAGCAGUACAAUCCAAAGAUGGUGAAAGUGGCCAGUUUGUUGGUCAAAAGAACUCCUCGAAGUGUGGGAUAUCGGCCAGACUUUGUUGGAUUUGAAGUGCCAGACAAAUUUGUUGUGGGAUACGCCCUCGAUUACAAUGAAUACUUCAGAGAUUUGAACCAUAUCUGUGUGAUCAGUGAGACGGGGAAGCAGAAAUACAAAGCAUGAAAGCACAGCUGAAGUGCUAUGCCUACAAAGCUUUGAAAUGUUUUGUUUACCGAAUCCUAUCUCUCACAGGCUUCAACUCUGGUACACCAGCUGAAAUUGUAGAACACCCCAGCCCCAUCGUCAUAUGCUUAUUGUAACUUAUUGCAUGUACAAUAUAAGAAUCUCGUCUUGUUCAUUUAUAUUAUAGAAAUGUAAACAACUGGUGCAAUUCUGCACUCCUUAUUUUGAUUUGCACUAUGACUCUACCGACUAUUGCUGCCCCUGGUUGGGUUGUGCUGUUUGUGAGCUCCGGAGUCUUAACUCUUGCAGUGGUAAAUUGCUUAAACCUCAUCAACCCAGAACUGAAAUAGUUCGAGUACUGUAAAUGUAAAACAUUUUAUGAUAGGGAAGUCUAUUAGUAAUAUUUUUAAAGAAACUGUAAUUUAAGUUUUAUAUUUUAAUUCACAAAUGUGAUUGUGAUUAAAGGAUAGUUGCACCUUUGGGUGGUAUGAAACAUGAGAAGCAGCCAGUUACAGUAUCUGUAAUCUCCAGGGAGCCCACUGCCACCUCCUGGAGUUGCCUUAUUGCUGUAAAAAAAAAAAGGAGUCUGGGUGAAAAAUGAUGUCUUUUUAUUUUUUCCUUUAUUCGAGAUGGAAUGACAAAAUGGAAUGUUUGAAGUUUA
Messenger RNA from Coturnix japonica (Japanese quail), 1416 nucleotides. RefSeq names its product hypoxanthine phosphoribosyltransferase 1 (gene HPRT1). Gene Ontology annotation, biological process: hypoxanthine metabolic process; IMP salvage; GMP salvage. Gene Ontology annotation, cellular component: cytosol. NCBI's taxonomy places the organism in Eukaryota, Metazoa, Chordata, Aves, Galliformes, Phasianidae. The record is from RefSeq and is a predicted model, not a curated record. Gene Ontology annotation, molecular function: hypoxanthine phosphoribosyltransferase activity; magnesium ion binding.